Messenger RNA from Monoraphidium neglectum, 1212 nucleotides. Its product is annotated as preprotein translocase subunit SecA. Bases 1 to 1212 code for a protein of 403 amino acids. Gene Ontology annotation, molecular function: ATP binding; ABC-type protein transporter activity. The transcript has 11 exons. The record is from RefSeq and is a predicted model, not a curated record. Gene Ontology annotation, cellular component: membrane; chloroplast envelope. NCBI's taxonomy places the organism in Eukaryota, Viridiplantae, Chlorophyta, Chlorophyceae, Sphaeropleales, Selenastraceae. Gene Ontology annotation, biological process: protein targeting; protein import.
AUGGAAACCAUUGCCUCGCAGGUGGAGGCGCGCGUCAAGGGCCGCUACCUGGUUCUGGAUCUGAAGACUCGCCAGCUCAGCCUCACCCAGGAGGGCAUGCUGGUCAUAUUCAGCCUGAUGGUGGAUGAGGGGGUCCAGUUCCAGGCGGCCGCGGCGGAGGGGCGGCCGCCGGCACUUAUGGACAUGUGGGAGGACACCGUACCCUGGGGCCAGAUGGCCAUCACCGCGCUGAAGGCGUACCAAUUCUUCAAGGCGGGCGCGCAGUACAUCGUGCGGGACGGCCAGGUCGUCAUCGUGGACGAGUCAACAGGCAGGGUCAAGCCCAUCAGCAGAUACCAGGCUGGCAUCCACCAGGCCAUCGAGGCGAAGGAGGCAGUGGAGGUCAAACCUGAGGCCCGCGCCACAGCCAGCAUCACGUUCCAGGUAUUCUUUGGGUUCUACAAAAAACUGGCCGGGAUGACCGGCACAGCCCAAGCCGCGGCCGCCGAGUUUUUCGAGAGCUACAAGCUCAAGGUGGUCGCUAUCCCCACCAACCGCCCCCCGAGGCGCGUCGACCUUCCCCUCAAAGUCUACUUUGACCCCCAGGACAAGCACUAUGAGAUCGUGAGGAUCGUGAAGGGGUGCUGGCAGGCGCGGCGGCCGCUGCUCAUAGGCACCACAAGCGUCAACGAGAGCGAGACCGUGCUGCAGGUGCUGUACGACCUGCUGGGGGACGGCUGGUCGGACCAGCUGUCCAAGGUGCAGCUGCUCAACGCAAAGCCGGAGAACGUCAGGACUGAGGCGCAGAUCAUCGCGCAGGCUGGCCUGCCCGGCUCUGUCACCAUUGCCACCAACAUGGCGGGCCGCGGCACUGACAUCAUAUUGGGCGGCAACCCUGAAGGGCUAAGCCAGCUGGCGCUGCUGAGGCUCGUCUACCGGCGGCUACUGCCGCGGGCGACGGCGCCGAGGGCGCGGCCCGGCCACGAAGAGGACGCCGUCGCAGCCGCCGCCGCCGCCGGCGCGCUGGCCGUGCCGCACCUGCCCCUGGAUGUGUUUGAUGCAUACGAUGCGGACGACCCCUCCAGCAUCCUGCCACGCACGGCCGCCGCGGCGGGCGCGGGGCUGCCGCGGGACCUGCACAUGGCGCUGCUGGGGGCGCUGCUGCUCGCGCACACGCAGGGGCAGGGCGCCGCGGCGGACGCGCGUGCGGGCAACCCGCGGGCCCAGAGGUGA